AGAAUUUACAAUGUGAAUGCAAUUUUUGCAAAACCGGAUUGUAAUCAUGAGAAGUAUUACGAUUCCUGGAAGUAUAGAUUGUUUUAGAUUCUUGCAAGGGAGAUAAUACUUAAUUAAAUAGCAGUUCACCGGAAGAGUGCAACCAAGGAAAUUGAUAGCCGACUUGGUUUGACUAAGCCUGUUCAUGCGAGGUGAAUUGUGCAACACUUCUUACGUCCCCUGGCACCGGCUUAGGCGAAAAUCUAUUGUAAUAAAAGUGAAGGGACUUCGUGAUCCUAAAGGACCAGCAAAUAUAACAACACUGAGUCCAAGUACAGGGGGCAGUCAGUUUCAGGAUGGGUUGCCUCUUCUCAAAGAAGUCGUUAUCUACCUCGGCUUUCGGCGAUAGGAGCGCAGCAUCAACACGUGUCCAGCAUAUAAGAAAUUCUACCAGUAAUGGUAUUCUACGUGUACGGAAGUCUAACGAAACAGCAUCCGAUACAGAAUAUGAUACAAUUACAGAUCAUACGAACAAGCCGCAUCAGUUACGAAUGAAACCACCGCCUCUUGCUCCGCCCCCAUCUCCGCCUUCACCAAUUACAUCACAGUGUCAAGAUAUAACAGAACCACCUACUCCCGAAGACGAACGACCGGCUUUACACGUUCAGUAUGCAGAGGAUCUCCAACCUGCUAGUCCGCUUCAAUCGGUUGAGAUAUCGCCUGUUAAAGAGUCUAAAAAUAGCAGUUCAGAUAUGACGCCAGACGAUAAAAAUAGCCGAUCUAGAGAAACGCUAGAUGAUAAGCAUCGGUCAAGAGUGUCAGUGUCAAAUGUUACGUUAAAACCAAAUAUGAACGGUGUCAGAGGUGCGCCAAUGCCACUUAAGGACCUAUCUAUAGAAGAACUUGAUACAGAAAUGGACGAGUUUAAUAGAUUUAGAGGCACUAGGUAUCAAUCAAGGAAAGAAGAAAGACUCAAUCCUGUGACUACUGAUAUUCUUCUCCCUCGAAGAAAGGAAGUACAAAGUGUGAAGUUAGAUAUUGUAAAUAAGACUGAUAACGUGGCUAACAAUACAGCUAAAGAUAAUGCAACUACGUUCUCAAGAAGAGAUACACCAUACCCUAAUACUAAUAUAUUAAAACAUGAAUUCAAGCCAAAAGAUGUUGAGAUAAAGGAAAUGUCCGAUAACGCACCUCCUGAUUCAAAUGACGAAGUUCCUUCCAUCAAAUUAGAAAAUGAAAAACUAACAAUUGCAAAUCUAGAUGUGACAAAUACUCGAGACGAAAAAGUCGUGACUUUUGAUAUGUCAAAGCACAUAGAAACUAGAGACUCACGUCGGAAAUCUGACAACAUUAAAGACAGACCAGGAACACUUACUGAUAUACAUGUCCAAACUACACACGAAUUAGACACUGAAAAUCAUUCAACAACAUGUCAAAAAACGCUUUAUGAGCAAGACCUUGACAAGGUUAGGAAAUCCCGCAAACGAAAACGCACGAGAAAUAGGCAGUCAGAUUAUACCCCGCGAUCAGUAACUAUUGCAUUCAAAGAUAAUGAUAAGAACAGAUUCUUUGAGCGGUCAUUGGCCUCGUUGAAAGGACGACCUAAUUCUGGCACGAGUACAUGGACGUCAGGUAGUAAGAACUCAUUAGGUAGCACAGACACGUUGCAUAGUUUUGAUAUGGAAACAAACGUUGAGGCUAAGCAGGACCGUUAUUCAUACAUUCAUUCAGGGACGACACCAGUAAGUUUUCGAAACGUUUCAGAUGAAAAUACUGAAAUUAUUGAUCUUGAAGAUAAUGGAGACUUGAAUGAUGACUCAUGGCUAUCGGAAGAGCCCAUCCAAAAAGAGGAACAAUUUGAUGCAUGGUAUGGUAUGAAACCGUAUAAAGUGAUGCCAAACGCUGGACGAAAGGACGCGGGAGUAGUCCAGGCUUAUACAAGAGGUCCUAGUUCCAGUGAACUCAGAACGAAAGAAAAACUUAUGUACUCAAGAUUUGCUAGAAGACCCCAGUCCGAAUCAGUGCUAAGAAACAGAGGAAAACCCCCUAUACCACCUGGAACGCAGCUGAAAAAGAGGCCUGUAUCCGAUACUGUUCGGAAAUAUUUCACAACUGAUUUAGACAUCCAUUGACAAAAUUAGCCUAAGAAUCUGUUAAGAAAAUUAUAAUUUUCCCAUUGACUUCCAUUAUGAAAACUUGUUUGAGGUCCAAAUUUUUCAAAUCAAUUUUGCCAAAAAGCAAGCAUAUGACCUUAUCUGUUUUAUUGUUUUAUUUGCCGAAUGAUCUAAGUAUAUUUUUAACUUCUGAAAAUCAGGAUUUAAUCAAGUUCUACAUUGUAGAGAAUUUUUUGUUCCGAAUGGCAGAAAUUCCUCAAAGAAGUGCUAAUUUCAUUCAAUAUGCAUGCACAAUUCAAUCUGUUAGUCCACAGUUGGUCAGUCUGAAGCAAAUAGGAUCCUGUCUACUCUAAAUAUUAAAAAGCAAGUACUCCACAGUGUUAUUCAUACUUCGUAUACUAAAUAUUAUUCAGAUACGAUAAAACCGGCUGAAACAUCUGAAUCAGUAACGAUGUUUAUACUUUGCUUGCUUUUAAAUUGUAAGCCGAAAUUCCACUACGGAAUCCUGUUCGUGCCACUUCUUUAAUUCUCGCCUCACCAACACGCGACAAUGUGAUAAUUAUCGCAUUGUCGCCUUGUUCCAAAAGAUAUAUACAUGCGAGAUUUAACAAUCCUCGCGAGGUUUUUAGGGCGAUAAUUAUCGUUUUUAUUUUCGCAUGUCUUUCUUAAUUCUCACAUCGGGAAAUUAAAAUUCCGCUUAAAUAAUGAUAAGUAGUUGCGAGAAUUAGUAAAACCUCGCAUUGUCGCCCGGUGUUAGGGGUUAUUUUUUCUAUAGCACCGUGGAUGGAAAUUUCUGUUACACCGUUAACAAGGAUAGGGAGUGUCAUUAGAAAUUUGUUUCGGUGUACAUAAUACCCGGAAAGAAUUAUAUCGAUCAAUUGUCUAGAAAUUAUAUCCCAAGCGACAAUGCGACAAUGCAAGGUUUUAUUAAUUCUCGCAACUAUACAUCAUUAUUUAAACGAACUUUCAAUUUCCCGAUACGAGAAUUAAGAAAGACAUGCGAAAAUUAAGACGACAAUUAUCGACUACUCAAAAACCUCGCGAGGAUUGAUAAAUCUCGCAUGUAUAUAUGUUUUGGACAAGGCGACAAUGCGAUAGUGAUUGUGUUGUCGCGUGUUGGUGAGGCGAUAAUUAAAGUGGCACGAACAGGAUUUCGUAAUUAACUCACUGUUUUAAAAACUAUAAAACCACCGUUUGCACCAUUAAAAUGACUAUUUAACCACUGUUUAAAUGGCCAUUGAAAUAGGUGUCCGUCUUUUUAUGUGAGAAACUUAUAUCUUGAUUUUCACAUAUUAAACCGACGUUAAAGAACAAACCCUUUAAUAGAACGUUGGUGAGUGUUCUUCAAGUAUUAUUGCUUUCAGGCAUUGACUUGAUGUAUCUGACAUUGUCGUUAUACCGAUAUUUUGAAUUCCUAAUGGUAGGUUGAUGUAAGAAAGUCUUAUUUUCAGUUGAAUUUCGUUUAUUUCACAUCGUAUAAAGGUUUCAAAUACAGCUACAUCUUCAAUUCAA
This is a messenger RNA of Mercenaria mercenaria, 3605 nucleotides long. RefSeq lists its product as uncharacterized. The record is from RefSeq and is a predicted model, not a curated record. Lineage: Eukaryota; Metazoa; Mollusca; Bivalvia; Venerida; Veneridae. Bases 336 to 2111 code for a protein of 591 amino acids. The transcript has 4 exons.